Molecule: messenger RNA, 1035 nt
Organism: Loa loa (African eye worm)
Lineage: Eukaryota; Metazoa; Nematoda; Chromadorea; Rhabditida; Onchocercidae
Exons: 7
Coding region: 1-1035 (344 amino acids)
Biological process (GO): non-motile cilium assembly
Cellular component (GO): ciliary transition zone
Source: RefSeq, a predicted model, not a curated record
AUGAAUUUCGAAGACAUCAAUUUGGAGAAUAAAAGAAAGGAAGAAUGUCCUUCUGCUAUCUGCAGGCUUUAUAUGCAUAUUAUUACACGAUUACAAGGAUUAGCACCUUUGUUAGCUCGUGCUGAUAAAGCACUCUUUCAUGGUAUAACAAUAGAAAUGUAUCAUCCACGUGGUACCGAUUACGUACUUACCUCAGUUGGUGUUAUUUCAUUGAAACGUUUAAUUAACGUGAAUGAAUCAUACAACGGUAUACUUCAUAUGAAAUCUAUACGUGAUGGCAGUUUAUUUGCAACAAUCGAAUAUGACAUUAACAUUAAUUCUAAAAUGAUUAAUGCAUUAAUUUUACAAAAAAGAAAAUUAACUGUUGUAAGUUCGGGUGCAUUAACAAAUAUUGAUGAAUCCAUCGAUCAUUCUAUGUACAGUGUACUAAUUAUUGAUAUUCAACGUUGUGCUAAUCUUGAUAAGCUUAUCAAUGAUAAUUAUGCUCCAACAACUUUGAUUUCAUAUGAAUUGUAUGAUUGUGAUGUAUGGCAAAGUGAACCAAUACCAAAUAAUAUUAAUCCGGAAUAUAAUUCCGUAAAGACAUGGGUUUUACCAAAUGGAAUCGAUCUAUACAAUGUUUUACGUUCAUCAUAUUUAACAGUAGUUAUCUUGGAGAAACAAAUCAAUGACGUACGUCAAAUCGGUUACGUCAAUGUCGCACUUUAUCCACUUGUCCACAACAAUGAAAUUUCCGGAACGCUUCCUCUUCUUUCGAUGAUAAGUGAUUCACCAACAGAAGCAUCAAUUGAUAUUUUAAUACGGUGGAAAUUUCCUUAUCAUCCUCCUGAACAGGAAUUAGAAUUGACAAAUAUAGAAGAAAAUGCAAAAAGGAUUAAUGUAUUGCCGGACGGAAAAGUUUUGAAUGGUUGGUCUGAUUUGAGGGAUAGCUCUAAUGAUAAUGAGGGAAAUGCAAACAAGAAUGAAAUCAAUGAAAAAGCCUAUGAAUUAGAAGAAUUGUCGCGGAACUGUCGCAAUAAUGAAUCAUUUAAGUAA